This is a messenger RNA of Carcharodon carcharias (great white shark), 1801 nucleotides long. RefSeq names its product PWP1 homolog, endonuclein (gene pwp1). NCBI's taxonomy places the organism in Eukaryota, Metazoa, Chordata, Chondrichthyes, Lamniformes, Lamnidae. The record is from RefSeq and is a predicted model, not a curated record. Gene Ontology annotation, molecular function: protein binding. Bases 97 to 1596 code for a protein of 499 amino acids. Gene Ontology annotation, biological process: rRNA processing. Gene Ontology annotation, cellular component: nucleus. The transcript has 15 exons.
GUUCUCCAGUGCGGCCUCAUUCACCGACGUUGUCAUCCGGGUAGGCGGAUAACCCUCCUGCAAUCGGGAAAAGCGGCUGUCUCUGUCCCUGAAGCCAUGCGCAGCUUGAGAACCUGUAUCAGUUGGGUCCCCCGCGGGGUGGCCCAGGAAAACCCAGAGAAGGUGACUCUGAGUAGGCAAGAGUUGCAGCAAUUAAUCCUCAAUGCAAGAGAAGAACUUGAUGAUCAGGAGGAGGGGGAGGAACAGGCAGUGGAAAAGAAUGAGGCGGAGCCGUUGGAUGGAACAGACAAUCCCGUGAUUGUCUCCAGUGAUUCCAAGACCCUGGAGGAGGGAGAACAGGAGGAAGACAACGACAGCCUGGCAGAAUAUGACCUCGAUAGAUAUGAUGAGGAAGAGGGUGGCGUGAAUCUUGGUGAUAGUUUGGGAGGACUCAUGGUUUAUGCUAGCAAUGAAGAGGACCCGUACAUCACUCUUAAAACUACAGACCAAUAUGAAGAUGAAGAUUUCAAAAUCAAGCCCACUGAUAAUCUGAUAGUUGUGGGGAAGGCCGACAAGGAUUGCUGCAGCCUUGAGAUAUACGUUCAUAACCGAGAGGAGCAAUCUCUCUACGUCCAUCAUGACUUGCUGCUGCCUGCUUACCCGCUGUGUGUUGAAUGGAUCAACUUUGAUCCAAAUCCAGAAAAACUAACAGGGAAUUAUGCUGCAGUGGGUAACAUGACUCCUGUGAUUGAUGUGUGGAACCUGGAUGUGGUCGAUUGUCUGGAACCCGCCUUCAGCCUGGGGGACAAGACAGCAAAGAAAAAGAAGCAACCCAGAAAGGGUGCUGCAAGUGCGGAGAAAGGAGAGGAGGGACACACUGAUACCGUUCUUGACGUUUCCUGGAACAGACAGAUCAGGACUGUUCUGGCCAGUGCAUCUGCUGACAAGUCAGUGAUUCUAUGGGAUAUGUUGCAAAAGAAACCUGUGACGACCCUCGCUUCACAUACGGACAAGGUACAGACUCUCUGCUGGCAUCCAUUUGAAGCACAGACACUUCUCUCUGGAUCAUUUGAUAAGUCAGUUAUACUUUACGACUGCCGGAGUCCAAAGGAAAACAGCCGCAGCUGGAGGUUCAGUGGGGAAGUCGAGCGAGUGACGUGGAAUCAUUUUUCACCAUGUAACUUCCUGGCCAGCACGGAGGAUGGUUUUGUGUAUUGUUUGGAUGCUCGAUCGGAGAAACCACUUUUCACACUCAAAGCUCAUGAUGGAGAGAUAACAGGUUUAGAACUCAGUAGCCAAGUCCAAGGCUGCCUGGUAACAUCAUCAUCUGAUAAACAUGUGAAGAUUUGGGAUAUUUUGGGAAAUAAACCCAGCUUGGUGCAUUCCAGAGAUAUGAAAAUGGGCAUUGUGUUCUGUGCAGCUUGUUGUCCAGACUCGCCAUUUAUCUACUCUUUUGGGGGACAGAAGGGAGGCCUACGCAUGUGGGACAUCAGCGCAGUCUCUGCAGUGAACACGGCAUUUGGAUCUCGUGAAAAAUUGCAGGUAACUGCGCCCUGGAAUUCAUCAGUUACUGACUCUGUGACAAGCAGCACAACAGAGGAUACAAUGGAAUCCUAGUCUGAACGACACAGACACUUCCAGCAUCAGCAGAUAGCUACUCGCAACUUUUCAAUUCCUCUUGUUAAGUUGUAGAUGGCUGCAGAGGAAAGACAAUACUGACUGAUAUUUUUUUUAAAUCUUGUUACAUUAUAUAAAAUUACUGAGCAGGUAUCCUGCCUCAUAUAAUGCUCUAUUAUUUGUGAAAUAAAGUUAGAUGUGCUUA